Molecule: messenger RNA, 495 nt
Organism: Helianthus annuus (common sunflower)
Lineage: Eukaryota; Viridiplantae; Streptophyta; Magnoliopsida; Asterales; Asteraceae
Exons: 1
Coding region: 1-495 (164 amino acids)
Source: RefSeq, a predicted model, not a curated record
AUGGAGCCACGUAACAUUUUUCAAAUCGUAAGAAACCAGUACCUCGACAACCUCCAUGUUCAGAAAGACGUGCAAAAUGCGGUUAAGAAAAUUAGAGCAUCACAGAUUGACGGAAAGACUCACAUGCAGGCACUGGAAACCAUGUUGUAUGAAAACCACUUCAUUUAUCAGAGCCGGCAGGAGCCUGAAACAGAUGUCGUAACAGAGCUUUUCUUUGUUCAUCCCCAAUCGAGUACUAUGUGGUGUGCAUCCCCGUAUGUGUUGUUGAUCGACGCGACGUACAAAAUAAACAUCAACAACAUGUCAUCUGUCCAGGUUGUGGGUUUGAUGUCGACCAGGAAGUCUUUUUGUAUCGCGCAUGUCGUUAUUUGCAAAGAACGCAGUGAUAACUUCGUAUGGGUGUUUAAAAAGAUCAAGUUAAUGUUGCAUGAAUGUAUGGAAUUUAGUGACUUUCAACUUCUAAGAUUAAAAGAUGAGGACUUUAAACGGCUGUAA